AAAAAUUUCUUUCAAGACUUGACGUGUGUGAAAGGAGACUUUCAUUUCUUUCUGUUUUGACAUUCGUUUCUCAAGCAACAUGGCAGGGUUAUAUUUGCUCUGCUGUAUUACCUGAAUCAGCCGUGUACGUAGUUUGACCAUGGAAGGUCCCUAUAAGUGAACAAGCGCUUUUAUUUUAAUGUUAUUUGUCCAUAAUAAAAACUCUGGCAAGCCUGAUGGUAAUAUGGGGUAUUAGAAAGAGCCAGCAGAGGAGAUAAGCUAUAUGAUGCAAUUCAGCACGUGAUUUCCCAUAUUCAGCACAAGCACGAAGUCGGAUACGAACAACCAAUUUUCGCAUUUGUCUCUUCCGGCCAUUACAGCAGUCAGUACGGCUCGCCACGAGUCUGCAAAUUUGUGUUAAUUCUCAAAAAAAUAGAUUUCAAAAGUUGCAAUAUUUUAAAAUUUACAUUAAAAGUAAUCCAGUGUACGCCCGCUAUACAGCUAAUAUAAAUAUAUAAAAUGGCUGACAAGAACAACGACGUCGAGAUGAACGGUGAGGAUUUUUCAAAAGACGUCACCACGAAUGAUGAUGGUACCGGCACCAAUGGUACAAAUGGUAACGGCGAGGGUCAGUCAAAUGCUCGGGAUGAUGAUAGAAAACUUUUUGUCGGUGGUCUUAGCUGGGAGACAUCUGAGAAGGAACUGCGUGAACAUUUUGGAAAAUACGGCGAGAUUGAGAGCAUAAACGUAAAGACAGAUCCGCAAACUGGCCGUUCUCGUGGCUUUGCUUUCAUUGUAUUCACCAGUACUGAAGCUAUCGACAAGGUGCACGCUGCUGGUGAGCACGUCAUCAACAAUAAAAAGGUUGAUCCUAAAAAGGCCAAAGCGCGUCAUGGAAAAAUCUUUGUCGGCGGUCUAACCAAUGAAAUCAGCGAUGAUGAGAUCAAAACAUACUUCAGCCAAUUCGGAAAUAUUGUUGAUGUUGAAUUGCCCUUCGAUAAGCAAAAGUCGCAGCGUAAAGGUUUCUGUUUCAUCACAUUCGACUCUGAACAGGUCGUAAAUGAAUUGUUGAAGACGCCUAAGCAGAAAAUUUCUGGCAAGGAAGUAGAUGUCAAGCGUGCGACACCCAAACCCGAAAACCAAAUGAUGGCUAUGCGUGGUGGUGGUCGCGGUGGUAUGCGUGGUGGACGCGGCGGCUUUGGACGUGGUGGAUAUCCACAAUGGCCUGGUCAAGGCGGUUAUGCCCCAUAUGGCGGUUAUGCUGGUGGUUAUGAUCCUGGAUAUGGAGACUACUACAGCGGUGGCUAUUACAAUGGCUACGACUAUGGAUACGAUUACGGAUACGGAGGUGGUUAUGAUGGCGGCUACGGUGGUGGCAGCGGCGGCGGUGGCCGAGGUGCCGGUGGUCCACGCGGCGGUCCAAAAGGUGCCGGCGGCUUUCCUUCGGGCAAGCAAAGGGGGACAGGACGCCAGCCCAGACAUCAACCAUACUAAUCAUUUUCAUUGCAAUAAGUUGAUAGUAAUAGACAGACGCCGGUAUAUAAAGAGAAUACAACACAAACUGAACAGUUAGUCAGCAAUUAAAUUAAGUUUUUAUUAAUCGCUUGGAAAUUUAUGAAAUAAAUCCAGUACCAGAUUAGUUGCGCGUAAUACUUCAUGUGGCACACGCACGCACCAGCACUACAUUUCGUCAUCCGCAUUUAGAUUACAGUUAGGGGAUAAAAUAUUAUUUUGAAUUUUUUAUCCAUGAUCCGAAUAAAUCAUUGCAGCAAAAUCAACAACACAACAAAACAAACAGCCAUUCAUUCCGCAAAAAAAAAAAAAAUCAUUAGAAAUAAUUUGAACAUUAUCAGUAACGGUCUUACCAUACAUAUUUUAGUGUGCGUGUGCAUUGACGAAAAGAAACAACCGGCUUUAUAAUUAAUAACACACCAGAAGUGCAAGCAAAAAAGUCUACAAAAUCCAGCGUUGCAUGAAUUGCAACUUGUCAACUUAAAAACAAUCCAACAAUCAAUAGUUUAUUAGCACUUACUUUUCAUUAGUUUUAUAUUGUCAUAAUUACUCUUAAUCUUAUGUUACCUAAUACACUUACUUUAAAAUGGUAAUUUUUAUGCUCUAAGUAGUAGGUUUGAUAUGUUAUCAGUUAGCAGGUUAGCAGUUUGUAAUCAUACAUUUCAGCGCCACUUUGAAACGCUAUCUACCUUAUACCAAUCAAUAUUUCCUUAAAUGUGCGCAUAACAUGGCUAACAUUCACGGACGUGCAUACAUUCAUGUGUAUGAAUGUGUGUUAGGUGUAUGGUUGCAACUUCACAUCAUCUACAUCCACAAUUGUCACUCAAUUCGUAAUAAAGCUGUCAUAUUACGUUACUGACAGUGUUUACUUUUUUUUGCUAGCAUACAUAUUGUGCGUUAUGUACCAAUUUUUUAUACUUAUCUAUACUUAUAUUGAUAUCUAAAAGUAAGCGUAUAACUAAAAAUGGCAGAUAAACGAAAGAGAAGAAACAAAAUAAGUUUACCAAGUUAAAUAUGCUUAAAACACGAGUACUAUGGAGUGACAGAGCGUAGUGAGAGAGACUGUAGCAUCAAGUAAUAAGACGAAUUAAAUCAGCAAUUGUAUUAACUGGAAUAACAAGAGAAAAUAAAACAUCAAACAAAAACAAAUCCACCAAAUUAUUAGACACUUACCGAAUUCAACUAAAGACAAAAUAUGUAUAAUGCAAUACAUAUACAUAGAAAACAAUACAUACAUAUAUAUAUUUAUUCUCAUAGUAUAUGUAUAUACAUACAAUUAAAUAUAUUAUAGAAUGCAGAACUAAAAACAGAAAAAGGAUUUAUAUUUUAAUAAUGAUCUAAAAUGAUAACAAAGAGAACGCAAGGAUGUUAUGACGGCAUUGUGGUGGCAGCAAGUAAAGAACAGCCUUGAAAAUCGGAUGUGACACAAAAGUAGUCUUUUAUAAUAAAUAAAACGAAACGCCGACCACAAUAUUUUAUAAUUUUGAUGUUUUUUUUUUAAUUCAGCGGGACAUCAAUGAUGUAAUACAUAUGUAUGUGUCCUUCCUGCUAAUUUCCGAAAAAAUAUGUUUACGGGAAAAGGUAAAUAUCAAUAUCUUUAAAGAGCCAAAUUGUUGACAGAAAAAUAAACUUCGAUAGCUAUGGCUCGUGGUCCGGCGGUUCAGACUAUAAGAGCAAGAUACCGGCAUUACACUCUAACCACUCUAUUCUCAACGUUAAUAUGCCCACAAAAAUUUUACAUAGUCGUACAGCAACGCUUGCAUGAGGGAGGUUGUUUGAAAAAAUUUGCUUGCAAAAAAUGGAAAACGAAAGUGUUGCAAUCUAAAUGCAGCGUCAAAAGCAGAACCCAAAAUCUCCAAAUAUGAAUACAUGAUGUACAUACUAUGUACGUGUAAUUUAUGCACGCAAGUAUUCUACUUAUGUACGGACUAGGUAUGGACGUGACUUGUUAGAUUGCUAACAUUAUAAUAAUAAUGUUUAUUCAUAGUUCUACAUGUAUGUACUGUAUUUUAUUCGCAGAAAAAAAAACAACAAACAAAGCAAACAAAACUAAAUGUAUGAUUAAAUUUAAUUAUGAUACAGGAAGAGCAAAUCACUAAUUGCAACAUGAAUGAAAAUCUUAAAUAAAAAACUAUUAUAAACAAAAACUCAAUGUACAAAUUAA
This is a messenger RNA of Rhagoletis pomonella (apple maggot), 3655 nucleotides long. RefSeq names its product RNA-binding protein squid (gene sqd). Gene Ontology annotation, molecular function: RNA binding. The coding region runs from base 499 to 1473 and encodes 324 amino acids. The transcript is spliced from 8 exons. Lineage: Eukaryota; Metazoa; Arthropoda; Insecta; Diptera; Tephritidae. The record is from RefSeq and is a predicted model, not a curated record. Gene Ontology annotation, biological process: regulation of gene expression. Gene Ontology annotation, cellular component: nucleoplasm.